Molecule: messenger RNA, 2025 nt
Organism: Candida albicans SC5314
Lineage: Eukaryota; Fungi; Ascomycota; Pichiomycetes; Serinales; Debaryomycetaceae
Gene: SSK1
Product: mitogen-activated protein kinase kinase kinase
Exons: 1
Coding region: 1-2025 (674 amino acids)
Biological process (GO): osmosensory signaling via phosphorelay pathway
Cellular component (GO): Mcs4 RR-MAPKKK complex
Molecular function (GO): protein kinase activator activity; phosphorelay response regulator activity
Source: RefSeq, a predicted model, not a curated record
AUGAAUUUUCUCUAUAACAAUUCAGAUUAUAGUAGCACAUCACAUACUAUGAAGUCACCACUGGCAUAUAAUCAGUUUCCUAAACUACAGGCAAGCAAUUCGACAGCUGGUAACAAUAAUACAGCCACAACAGCAACGGCAGCAGCGGCAGCAGCAUCAGCAUCAGCAUCAGCAUCAGUUACACCACAAUUGAUAUCACCAACAACGUUGACCACACCACAGAACAAGUAUAAACGUGGAGGAUUGGAUAAUACGCUUCCCAAAAUAGAAACUACUAGAAAGAACAGACCGGAUGAUGGCAAUUCAAUCACGCCCAGCAAUUCGAUCAAUAGUGGUACAACAAAGUUAACCUUACCACCACGACGAGUUUGGGUUAAGAAACCGCAAACAAACAACCCAACCACGGUACUUUGUUAUGUGAAUGAUAUAAUUGAUGAUUUAAAAGUAGCAGUGGUGAACAAAUAUCCAAAUACCAUUGGCAGGUACGAGGAUGCUGCCGAUUUGCUUGUUAAGAUAGAUUUGAACAACAUCAGAGUGCCAGUUUCCCCCAGUGUUAAUCGAGUGUCGCAAAGAACUCCAUUUGAUAAUUGUAUAAUUUUGGAACCAGAUCAGAACGUUUGGCAAAUACUAGACAAUUAUUUUCCUAAUGGAAUGGCCAUGCACGAUGCCUUGAUAAUUGAGACACCAACAUUCAAACCAGACCAUCAAAUGCUAACACCAAUAACAGCCAAUAUGAACAAUAAUAGUAACACUUUUAUACCUUUUCAAGAACGUCAAUCGAGUAUCGGGAACAACAACAACAACAACAGUAAUGUAAACAACAACAAUAAAGCACAAGCAGUCAAACACCCGCAACCAAUGCAACCAAACAAUACUCGUGUAGGUUUACACAAGUCUUAUGCCAUGAAUAGGUCGAGUUUCCUGACCAAUAACAACCCUGUCCCAUCUAUCAUCAAGGAUAGAUCGGUGUCACCAUCAAACUUGGGAGUUUCAAGAAACUCUCCUGUUUCCCAUAAAAGAUCAUAUUCAAAUCCAGUUUCUUCACCAAAUUCUGUUGCUACACAAGCUAAUAAUCCGCUGGCAGUUUUACUAUUACCCAGGAAUUUCUCAUUAGCUAAUAAUAAUAGUAAUCAAGCACUGCAAAGUAGUGGUGGAACACCUGCCAAAAAAGUUUUAUCCGAGGACGGAAGUAAAUCGGUCAAUGACAAGACAGAAGAAGUUGUAUCAUCCAAAUUGAAACCAAACGAUAACAAUAAAAGCUAUCAAGCUAAACAGCAAGAACAACAAACUGCCGAACAGUCUGAAAAUGGCUUUAGUGAAACUUCAGCAUCGCCUGAAGCGGUUCAUAAUUCUAAAGCAGCACCAUUACCGUUGACCAAAUCAUCAACAACUGCUACCACAACCUCUUCCAACUCCAUUAGUAAUAACAAUAAUACUAGCAGCAAAGGAAAGCCAAGUCAAUCCAAAUUAAAAGCAGCUAAUGAUCCAACGCCGACGGAUAUAGUGUUACCGUCUAUUUCUGUAUUGGUAGUUGAAGAUAAUGCCAUCAAUCAAGCUAUUUUGGGAGCAUUUUUACGUAAACGUAAAAUUCAUUAUCAAAUUGCAAAAAAUGGCCAAGAAGCAAUAGAUAAAUGGAAAAAGGGAGGGUUUCACUUGGUAUUGAUGGAUAUUCAAUUGCCAGUGAAAUCAGGGAUUGAAGCAACUAAAGAAAUCAGACACUUGGAGAAAUUGAACAGGAUUGGUGUAUUUCAUGAAAACGAAAUUGGGAAAAAUGUAAUAAUUAAUGAAGAAGAUAGAUUGACUUCCAAUACGUUUAGAUCUCCGGUGAUUAUAGUUGCUUUAACCGCCAGUUCAAAUUCUUCUGUGGAUAAGACUAAUGCUUUAACAGCAGGCUGUAAUGAUUAUUUAACCAAACCAGUCAAUUUAGUUUGGUUACAGAAUAAAAUCACAGAGUGGGGGUGCAUGCAAGCAUUGAUUGAUUUUGACGGAUGGAAAGAUAAGAAUCGAAGAUUAAACAAAGCUUGA